Trematosphaeria pertusa is the source of this 834-nucleotide messenger RNA. RefSeq lists its product as uncharacterized. The coding region runs from base 55 to 489 and encodes 144 amino acids. Lineage: Eukaryota; Fungi; Ascomycota; Dothideomycetes; Pleosporales; Trematosphaeriaceae. The record is from RefSeq and is a predicted model, not a curated record. The transcript has a single exon.
CGAGAAGAAAUGCCCAGUUGCCAUCAGAAAUACUAGGCAAAGGCUGUCCCCGGAAUGGUACGCUCGAGCUCACUCCUCUUGCUCUUCACUGUACUAUCGAGCUGUAGGGCGAUAGCAAAUCCGCCGAGACCGCGCAGCGACCUGCUCCGCAUCCGACUUCGCGUUAUAUCAUUCAAUCCCGCCUUAGAAGCGCACUUCCACGGCACACUCACGCGGCGUGGGGUGCAAACUCGAUCGAUUCUUUCGUUCGGGGCCCGACGCGACGAUUGGACCUGCGGACACUGGGACAAACUGGGCUCUGGGACUUACCGGCAUGCUGGAUGUAGCGCAUCGAUUACCGGGUGCUCCGCCUGCUGCAGGCACACGCGGUUCGCAUGUUAUUCCUCCUGGGUAUCACCCAAUACUCCCUCGUUCAAGGAGCAGCUUUCACUACUCGAUAUGGAAAUUGAGCAUGAGGAAUCCCUGCCUAGAAUGAUGCACUUGGUCUAGAGCUGCGAUGGCGGGGACCUGGCGUCGGGCUAUUACAUGAUACCUGCCUCCUAGGCCCCCGUCCAGAUCCCGCCGACAUGGUUCAGCGGUGUCUCACAAGCCCGUCAUUUCCGAGCGGCGAUGUUGCUCAUCGAGGAGUUCUGGGCCGCUGGGUUCUGAUGUUUGAGGCAGUCUUGGGCUCUCGCGCUGAGAUAGUCCACACGUGCUAACGCAAGCUCCACUGCUAGGAGACAAGCUUUCCGGCUAAUCGCACCUCGAAGCCAAGCAUCCGGUUGUUUGUACUAGUCACCGAGUCUCUACGACAAGUGCUCUUACUUUCCUGUUCCCCAUUUUCAUUCAUCUAGG